This is a messenger RNA of Strongylus vulgaris, 801 nucleotides long. NCBI's taxonomy places the organism in Eukaryota, Metazoa, Nematoda, Chromadorea, Rhabditida, Strongylidae. The record is from the annotation of a GenBank genome assembly.
AUGAUAGAAAGUAUUCAAUCGCCAUUAUUAGGCAUCUUAUGCUACAUCUACACAAGCGGAACGACAGGAUUACCAAAAGCAGCUGUAAUGAAACACUUUAGAUACUAUUCCAUGGUUAUGGGAGCAGCAAAAUCGUUUGGAAUCUAUUCGUCAGACAGAAUAUACGUGUCUAUGCCAAUAUAUCAUACAGCUGCCGGAAUUCUUGGUGUUGGACAAGCUUUAUGUCGAGGUUCUUGUUGCGUGAUCAGGAAGAAGUUUUCGGCUAGCAAUUUUUGGAAGGAUUGCGUAAAGUACCAAUGCACAGCAUCUCAAUACAUCGGAGAAAUCUGUCGUUACCUUCUUGCCCAACCAGUUGUCCCCGAAGAGGCUAUGCACAAUAUGAGAUUACUGUAUGGAAAUGGGCUCCGAGCAGAAAUCUGGCAACCUUUUGUGAACAGAUUCCGUGUGAAGAUUGGAGAGGUUUAUGGAUCAACAGAGGGAACAUCUAAUCUGGUGAACAUCGAUGGGCACGUGGGUGCUUGCGGUUUUCUUCCUAUUUCCCCGCUAACCAAAAAGAUGCAUCCAGUUCGUUUAAUUAGAGUUGACGAUAAAACUGGAGAUGUAAUUCGAUCGCCGUCUGGACUGUGUAUAGCCUGCAAUCCAGGUGAAAGUGGAGCCAUGGUCUCAACUAUUCGAAAGAACAAUCCACUGUUACAGUUUGAGGGUUAUCUUAAUAAGUCGGAGACCAAUAAGAAAAUUAUAAGGGAUGUGUUUGCCAAGGGUGACAGCUGUUUUGUUUCUGGUAAGUAUUUUUUCAAAUAA